Molecule: messenger RNA, 1857 nt
Organism: Lineus longissimus
Lineage: Eukaryota; Metazoa; Nemertea; Pilidiophora; Heteronemertea; Lineidae
Exons: 6
Coding region: 369-1391 (340 amino acids)
Source: RefSeq, a predicted model, not a curated record
CCAUGACAGUGGACCUUUUAGUAGAUCUGAUCAUUAAUCUAAAGACGAGAAACAUUUUAGUCAUAAAACAAAAUUCAUGAAAGUUUUGUGUCUUUAAUUCGAUUACUUCUGCGGAUUUGUGCAACGUUUGAUAGGAUGAAAGUCAAUCAUGCAUGCAGGCCUUUCAAACACAUACCAUGCAUACUGAGAUAGGUGACGUCCCGAAGUAUAACCAGAAAAGACUCGUCACUGUUGACCGUGAAGAAGCCACUAGUAAAGUAUGUUGACCUGAUACAUUUGAGUUUUCACUGACUACUGCUUUGAUGAACUAUCAAGUUAGGAAAGGAUAUAAUUGUGAUACAAGAUUAUCAAAUUCUAAAUAAUCGACCAUGAGCACUUUAAGGUUGUAUAUUGUAGUGACAUUGCUUCUUUUAACAAUUGCUCUCGGACUUGGAUCUUUCUUUACUCAAGCCUGGAUCAAAUACACCGUGAGAGCCAACGCCUCGGACCCCGAAUACAAGGCCAAUGUAGGUUCGUCCUAUCUGUAUCACACCAGGGAGAGGGGGCUCUUCUGGAACAAGUUGGACCUAACAACCGCAACAGCGCCAGUUAUCCGUGCUAAUGGAGGCAGUCCCUACUUCACCAUUACCUACAAUUUGAAAAAGCAGUGUGAUAAACCAUCUGGAAAUUUCAAGUCUAUUACAGACAUGAUGAAAUCCAAUGCAUGUCUUCACAUCGCCUACCUUAUAUGUCUUCUUCUCGGAUGCUGGAUGGUAACUAUGUCUGCAGCAUUGAAUAACUGUAAACCAACCAUGGUGGUUGCCGUUGUGUUACUUAUACUCGGAGAAUUUGCUGGUAUCGCAAGUCUCGCCCUCUUUCACCUCUACACAGUCGCAGAAGUUUCGGCUGAAAUCCCAGAAUUGGAUGGCUUCAUUAAAAAGUCUUGGACGAAAUUCCUUAUAAACGCCACCUCUACUUCCUACUCGUACUCCUAUGGGAGCCAGGUUGCGUCCCUGAUCGCCACCCUGGUGGUCAUUAUUAUCUGCAUGGUUUUCCUUGCCAAAUGGCCAAAGAAAGAGAAGAAAGAGGAGACGAAUAAACAGCAGGAUCAAAGGUGGCUUGGAAGCGAGCAGGGGACAGUGAUCUUCGGGGGAGCCAUAGACAACAGGCAGGGCGAUGUCAGGCGGAACGAACCGGACCUUGGGCAGCAGCAUAGGAACCGGAGGCAUUCCUGGUCGGGAUAUUGGGAAGAUCCCGGGGACAAGAAUGGUCGCUUCAAGACCUCACCAGCCCCCGGCUUCUCCGGCUCUGUCCCUGCUCUUGACAGGGAUCCAUUGUACCAACGCGGUGCAAACAAGCCCUACAACAAAAAUUUUUAUACAAAUAACCCCUUGUACCCUAUGAGGUAUUAACGACUGCUCAUGAUUGUCUUGCCCUUCCAUCAGAAUGGUGAAGACAGGAUGCCGCCACCUUGACCUUUAAAUGGCUUUUUUGAUACAGGAUUUGCAAUUUUCGUUCACUCUCCCGGUUGUCGCCCUACCUAUGCUUAAGUUCGUGUAGUAAUUUCAAGGCUGUUAACUCACUAAAGGAACGACAAGUAAGUCCUUCAUCAAGAACCAGAGCAAUCUUUGCUCAUGGUAUGCCAAAAUAAACUCCUGCAUUGCUACAAAACGUAGUUGAAGGGAUCGGAAUUUAUCAGCGUCACUGAAGAAGUGACCACUGAAGAAGUGAUAUCACUUCUUCAGGGACGCUGAUAAAUUCCGAUCCGACGUAGAAUGACUUUUAACUUUUAUCUCACUGUGUGUAUAUUUACGUUGUCUUGUUUAACAUUGUAAGUUACAUGUAUGUUCCAAAAUCUAAUAAACGCGCGUAUCCUAA